This is a messenger RNA of Apis laboriosa (Himalayan honeybee), 3933 nucleotides long. RefSeq names its product polyadenylate-binding protein-interacting protein 1-like. The transcript has 8 exons. Gene Ontology annotation, molecular function: RNA binding; protein binding; translation activator activity. The record is from RefSeq and is a predicted model, not a curated record. Gene Ontology annotation, biological process: regulation of translational initiation. NCBI's taxonomy places the organism in Eukaryota, Metazoa, Arthropoda, Insecta, Hymenoptera, Apidae. The coding region runs from base 424 to 1950 and encodes 508 amino acids.
AAAAAAAACUACGAAGUAAUAUUUUUCUAUCAAAUUUGAUUUUUUAUUUAAAAGUUGUUAUUUCGAGGUUAUUCAUAUUAAUUAUUUCUUUUAAGUUAAUAAUUGUAAUCUGAAAACGGAUGAUGAGUUAUCAACCAACUUCUCGAGUUUACUAUCGAUCGUAGUCGAUUAGAGUAAAAAAUUGCUGUGAACGGAUUGUUAGAUGUCUUUUGGUAUCCUGUUUAUGAGGCGGUACGCGUUUUGUCGUGGAUAACGGAUCUAACGGACUUAGCGGAAUUACUGAACUUAUGUUGGUGAAAUACGCACAAUCACGAAGUGCGCAUCUAGAAGUUUGUCGCGGGUGACACUUCCACACCGGUAUCAUCGUCGUUUUACUUAACCCCCAGUGAUCAUACAGCCGAUCAAAUUUUUGCCGCGGAAAAAAUGAAUCCUCUCGGAGGUGAUGGAAGUGGAGAUGGGGACAUAGAACGACGUGGGAUCGGACGUGGUCGUGGUCGUGGACCGUGGACCUCAAGUUCACAGGAAAUUCCAAUAUUAAGGAGACCCCAUCAUGCUACAUCUGGAAUGCAAACAGGAUCAAUGGAAUCAAAAAAUGUAGAACAGAACAAGUUGGAUAAAUCUUUUGAUGAUAUUAUUCAGAAUUCUACAUUGUCUGUACAUGCAGCUGAAUUUAUUCCAAAAUCAUAUCCUAUUAAACAGUUACAUCAUCAACAGCAGCCAUCUACAAGAUAUUUACAAAAACAUUCAGUUCAAGAUAGAUUGCAAAUUGCACGAGAAAUACCUCUUCAAGUGCAAAUGAUGCAACAAAAUUUUGCAUGUAAUUAUGGUACAUCCCAGCAUUAUCAACAAACAGAACAAGUUCAACAAUUCGAUAAUCUUUCACAUCAACAAGAACAAUCUUCAAAUAUUCAAGAUUUUGGUCAUUUUGAUGGUGGUUCAGGAGAUUAUAGAAACAAACAUCAGGACUCGAAUAUAGAAGAUGAUAAUUAUUUAAUUGAAUUUGCAAAUAUAACACAGAAUUUAAUGAGUGUUAUACAUUCAUUGAUAUUAAAUCCAGGACAUUUUACUUCAAUUGUGCCACCUCUUAUAAAUAAUCUUAGACCUUAUUUAGGAUUUCCUAGUCAGUUUAAAGAAAUUAUGAAAAUAAUAAUUCAACAGUCUAUAAAUGAAGGCAAUUUCCGAUAUAGUGGUGCUCGACUUUGUGCCUUUUUGGAUAACAGUUUGACUUCUAUAGAACAGACAUCUUUUAGAUGGACUUUGUGUACUUUGUGUAAAAAUGAAACAGACAGUCAAGCUUCCAAUUGGCAGCAAAAAGAAGAUCACAGUGAAGAAGAACAAAAGAGAUGUAAUGGAUUGAUAUUACUCUUAGCUGAAUUGGUUACUCAAAUGGAUGACACUUCUGCGUUUACUUUAGGGGACUUAUUAAUUCAAUUUAUUAUUAUUAUAUUAAAAAAACCUGCACCAAAUUCUGUCAAAAAUAUUUGCCAGGCUCUUAAGUUGGCAGGACAAACUUUAGAAAAAAAUAAAAAUGAAAAUCGUCGUAAAGAAAUGGAAAACAUGAUGCGAGCUUUGACAGAGCUUGUAACGGAAGGUAGAGUGGAUUCACAUGUAGGACAUAUGGUACAUAGUGUUCAUGAAUUAAGAAAUGGAAACUGGGGACAGAAUUCUCUUAAUUCUUCAACAGUGGAAUCGAUAGAACCAUUAGAUCCUAAUCAAGCAAUUGAUGAACCUGUUUUAUAUGGUCCUGAUGGCAAAGUAUUAACGCCAGAAGAAAAUAAAUUUUUAGAAGAAGUUCCUGAUAGUACAACGAAUAUCGAGGAUCAUAUUAUAUCUGAACAUGGAUAUGAAGGUGAUGAAACAUGGAUGUCAGAGGACGAUGACAUAGAUGCAGCUUAUGAAGAAUUUUUAAAACAUAUUCCCAAGCAAAUUAAAAACCAAUCACAGAAAUAAUCAAAGACACAACAAUGGCUGUCUAUUAUAAAUCAUUAUCAUGUAAUUACGUUGGUCUCAUAGUUGGAAACUAUGAGAGUGGUUUCCUAAAUUUCGUUUACAAAUUUUUAUAAUGUAAAACGAAAAUGCAAACUAAAUCUAAUGGUAUAAUAGAACAGUUUGUGCAUUUGCACAAUAAAUAUCCAAUGAAUAGCUUUCGAGUGAUAAUUUAUAAAUUUAAAAAAAAAUCAGAUCAUUAAAAAAUAUUUUUUUCCAUUGCAAUUUCAGAUAGAUAUCUUUACUUUUAUACCACAUUUAUUAUUUUGUACACUCUUUCUUAAAUUUAGCAAUGAAUGUUGCAAGAAUUUGUUCCUAAAUGAAAACAAUAUAAUCUAUUUGUCUAUGAUACAAAAAUUUAUUAUUAAGUUAUUUAAAUUAUUGUAAUAAAUCAAGCGAAUGAAUAAGGUAAAAUAUUAAUUAUUGUCUCUAUCAUUUUUCGCAAUCUACUAUAAAUACUACUUAAAAUUCAAAAUUUUGGUAUCUAAUUAAUUUUCUUGCAGGUAUAAUUUGGUAGGUUAUAAUCUUUUUUCUUAUGUAAUUUUUUUAAAAUUUAAAUUAAUAUUUAAUAUAAUGAAUUUUUAAAAUCCGAUUUUUUAUCUAAUUUUUAAAGACAGUUACAUAUAUGAUGAUUAUUUUGUUAAUGAUUAUAACAUGCAUGUGAAAAUUGCGUCUGAUGGAUCCAUUUUUGGCGAGAUAAAAGAAUGAUUGUUCAUCAAAUAUUAAAAUUGCAAUUUGAUUAUUCAUGCUCUCUGUAUUUAAUAUAUAAUACGUACUUUUUUCAAAUAUAUUUAUUGUGUCAUUAUUUUCACAUUUUGAUCAGUGAAAAUCAAUCCAUAAAAAAAUAGAUUUUUUUUUAUUAAAUCAUAAAAUUAAAUCAUCAUUUUUAUUAAAAAAUUAUUUAUUAUUUUAUACAAUCGAUAUAUUAAUAUUUGAAUAGAAACUUUUGUAACUUUGAAACAUAUCAUGUACUAAUAAAAAUAAAAAGGAAGAACAUCAUUUUUAUUAAGACAAAAUUAAGUCAUUGCUGACUGUUUUUCUUCCAUCUUAUUAAUUAUGAAAUCAAAUUAUUCUUGAUUAUUUUGCUUUUAUUAUUUUUUAUUUGCUUAAUGAUACAUGAUUUUUUGAAAUAAAUAAUAUAGGAAGUAAUCCAAUGUAGUGAGCAAUAGGCGAGACCUAUAAAAAUCAUCAGUGUCACAAUUAGUAGCAAAAUUCAAAAUUUGAACAUCAAAAUUGAAUCGAAAAUCGUAUAGGCAAAAAAUCGAAUAGCAAGGUUUUCCUCAUAUUCAAUAUCACAUUCAUCUGUACUAUUGAUUGGAAAUCUAUUAAUCCAUACAGUUUCAAAACAUAACUUCUUUAUUUAAAGUAAAUUGUUUUUGAUAAAUAAUAAUUUAAUUAAUAUUAAAAAAUUCAUUAAAAUUUAAAAAAAUAUUUUAUUCAGGAUUUCAUAAAAAGGUGAAACAUCUAUGGAACAUAAUUCUAUUUCUGCUUUUACUAUUUGCUAUUGUUAACAAUGAAUAUUUCUAAUCAAGAAUACUAUCAGUUGAAAAUAUUGGUAAGUUAUUUGAAAUGAUGCAUGAUGUAUUUUAUUAAAUUAUAUUUUUAUCAUAAUUUUUAGGUUGCAAAAGUUUUACUUAUGGAAUUAAUACAAGAUGCAUUCUCAGUGAAGACAGAUCAGUAUGUUCUUGACUGAAUUUGUAUAUAGAGAUCUUCUUUUACAUUGUAUCAGAGUAGAAUGUUUAAGUCAAUGUUUAUAAAAAAAAUUUGAACAUUUUAAAUGUUUCAAAAGUAUUUUAUGUAUUUUAUGUAUUUAAGUAUUUAAUUAUAGGUAUUUAAUUUAAUUUUUAAUCAAUGAAGAUUAUAUUAAAAACAAUGUAUUCUCCAACAAUGUAUAAAUCCUUGCAAUAGUUUAUGUAGUGUAAAUGCAUUAUGUGUAACUAAAAAUCA